Messenger RNA from Raphanus sativus (radish), 3237 nucleotides. Its product is annotated as RNA polymerase II C-terminal domain phosphatase-like 1. The transcript is spliced from 15 exons. Bases 357 to 2900 code for a protein of 847 amino acids. Lineage: Eukaryota; Viridiplantae; Streptophyta; Magnoliopsida; Brassicales; Brassicaceae. Gene Ontology annotation, molecular function: RNA polymerase II CTD heptapeptide repeat phosphatase activity. The record is from RefSeq and is a predicted model, not a curated record.
UUGAUCUUAAGGUCUCUCCUCUCCCAAUAUCAUCCGCUUCUGAACGAAAAUCCCCCCACCCCUCAAUAAAAACUCUCUGCAUUAGCAAUAGAUUCAUCAUCAUCACUCACUGGAGAAGACGAAGCAUUAGGGUUUUUUCUCGUUUGUUGAUUCACCAUUGGACACAAAAAGAAACUAACUUUCAGUUCCUUUCAUCUACCCCCAUCUAUCAAAAUCGAUUCCUUUUCCCUUGUUUUCGAUCAAAUCGAAGCCAAAGGGAUUUCGAAUAAAGUAACUAACUUUGAGUUUGAGACAAUAAAACAACAUCCAUUGAUCCGUAAAUCUCUGAUACGGACUGCUUAACAAAGAAGAAGGAUAUGUAUAACAGUAACAGAGUACAAGUGUACCAUGAAGAUGUGAGGGUUGGGGAAAUGGAGAUACACCUUCCUCCUCCAAGGGAAGACGACGUGAUGAAGGAGAGAGUAAUGGAGCAAGUGAAGAUGGGUAUCAGAGUUGGCCGUUUUUCUCAACCUAGCCAGAGGUGUACUCCUCUUUCAGUACUUACUACGAUUUCAUCUUCUGGACUCUGUUUCACACUGGAAGCUUCUGCUUCAGCUACUCCUGCUCAUGACCCUCUCACUUUCUUCCACUCCUCAUGUCUUAGGGACAACAAGACUGCAGUAAUGUCCCUUGGUGAGGAAGAGCUCCAUCUGGUUGCCAUGUGCUCGGAGAAUAUCAAUAACUACCGUCCUUGUUUCUGGGCAUUUACUGUUCCUCCUGGAGUUUAUGAUUCCUGUCUUGGCAUGCUCAAUCUUAGGUGUCUGGGGAUUGUCUUUGAUCUUGAUGAAACCCUCGUAGUGGCCAAUACCCUGCGCACAUUUGACGUUAAAACUGAGGGGUUGCUGCGGAGAAUAAGCUGCGAGAUGGACCCUCGACGCCGUGCUGUUAUGGUGGCUGAGAUGAAGCGUUAUCAGGAUGACAAAACUCUGUUGAAGCAAUACGUUGAAAGUGACCAGGUUGUUGAAAACGGGGAGGUGAUUAAGGCACAAUAUGAAAUUGUUCCUGCCUUGUCUGACAACCAUAAGCCUCUUGUUCGUCCUCUGAUAAGGUUGCAAGAGAGGAACACUGUCCUGACUCGCAUUAAUCCAAUGAAUCGUGAUACAAGUGUUCUUGUGAGGUUGAGGUCUUCAUGGGAGGAACUUAAAAGCUAUUUGACAGCAAAAGAGGGCCGCAAGCGUUUUGAAGUAUAUGUUUGCACAAUGGCUGAGAAAGAUUACGCCUUAGAGAUGUGGAGGCUCCUUGAUCCAGAAGGGAAUUUGAUAAACGCAAAUGACUUGCUCUCUCGCAUUGUUUGUGUGAAAUCUGGUUUUAAGAAGUCACUGUUCAAUGUGUUUCUCAAUGCAACUUGCCAUCCGAAGAUGGCAAUGGUAAUUGAUGAUCGACGGGAAGUUUGGGAUGAGAACGAUCAGCCGAGGGUGCAUGUAGUUCGCGCAUUUUCUCCCUACCAUUCUCCUCAAGCUGAAGCAGCUGCAACACCGGUACUGUGCGUUGCCAAAAAUAUUGCUUGCGUUGUCAGAGGUGGAUUUUUCAAGGAUUUCGAUGAUAGUCUGCUACCAAGGAUUGCUGAAAUAUCUUAUGAGAAUGAUGUUGAAGAUAUUCCAUCACCGCCUGAUGUAAGCCACUACUUGGUGUCUGAGGAUGAAACAACGGGUUUAAAUGGGAACAAAGAUCCACUUUCUAGUGACAAGAUGGCUGAUGCUAGAGUAGGAAGAAGACUGAAGGAGGAAAUUGGUGGAUCUUUAGCUGUCUUUCCGGGGGUAAACAUAGAGCCAAGAAUAGCUGCUCUCGUUCAGCAACCAAUGGUUUCUGCUUCUUAUGUUUCCGCACCAGUACCAGUCCCAGUCGUGAUACAAGAACCGCAACAAUCAGCUAUCGCCUUUCCAAGUAUUCCGUUUCAACAACCGGCAACAGUAGCUAAACACUUGGUUCCUUCAGAACCAAGCUUGCAAAAUUCUCCCGGUAGUGAGGAAGGUGAGGUACCUGGAUCAGAGUUAGAUCUAUAUACCAGGAGGAGGCUCCUCAUAUUGCAACAUGGACAAGAUCCUAGAGAUGCUGCUCCAGGUGAACCUUCAUCUCCAAAGAGACUACCAGUUCAAGCUCCACCUCCACAUGUGCAGCCAAGAAGUAGUUGGCUUCCUGCUGAGGAGGAGAUGGAUCCAGAAAUAGAGAAUCCAGUUGGAUUGCUACAUAAGAUUGCUACUAAAUGUGGAACUAAGGUGGACUACAAACCGGGUUUGGUUGCUAGUACAGAUAUGCGGUUCUCUAUUGAGGCAUGGUUUUGUGGUAAAAAAGUUGGAGUGGGGAUUGGCAAAUCAAGACGAGAAGCCCUGCAGAAGGCUGCUGAAUUUUCUAUCCAGAACUUGGCUGAUAUAUAUCUGUCCCAUGUAAAUGGUGACGCAGGGCCAAGUCACAUGGGUGCAGGCCCCCUUACUAAUGGCAAUGUGGUCAUGGGAAAUGCAAACACGUUUGAUAAUAAGCCAUUUGCCCGAGAUGAAACAGCGAUGCCGGUUACAUAUACAAGAUUAGAAGGCUCUAUUAGGCACACAGGCUCCAUUCCUACGCUUAGGGAACUGUGUGCAUCGGAAGGUUGGGAGCUGUCUUUUCAAUCUCAGCGUCCGCUUCAAUCUGACAUGGUCCACAAAGAUGAGUUUCAUGCUAAGGUUGCAAUAAAUGGAACUGUAUUAGGGCAAGGAGUUGGAUCAACAUGGGAGGAAGCUAGAAUUCAUGCUGCUGAGAGAGCACUGGGUAAUGUGAGACCAUUGCUUCAACGGCAACAAUCUUCAAGAUCGUUCGGCGGGAUGUCAAAUAAGCGUCUGAAGCCAAACUUUCAACGAUCCAUGCAACGGAUGCCAUCUUCAUGAAGAAACUCUUAGCAAAAACCAUUGUCUGCAUUUUAAUUCCAUCGUCUCUUGCUUUCAGUUAGCUACCUAGAAAAACUCUUUGACAAGUUGCCUUGUUCGUUAAACAAUUAACUAGUCAGAUAAGACACGUAUUUUGCUUUUGUCUAGUGUGUAAGUACAUGUUUUAACUCAAGAUUUUUUGUGUACUUUAUCAGACAUUCUGAGUAGAAGCAACAGCUUGAGAGGCAAAGACAAGACCUCUAAGCAUAUGCUUGUUUGGCUUCUUCUCAGGCUGUAAGUUGCUCAAUAGAAAUCAGUAAAGUUGAUUUAAUUGUUUCCUAAAAGCUUUUUCUGCAGU